AUGAUCACUCGAAGCAAAGCCAAACAACAAAAUAUUCAAGAUCAGCAAAAUUUGACUAAAGAAAAUAAUCAAAAGACGAAUCAACAGCCAGGCAAUCAAAACAACCAACAACUAGGACAAACUUCUCGUGGUAACAACCAGCAACAACCUGCUCCAAACUCAGUUAUUAUUUUUUAA
Meloidogyne enterolobii is the source of this 177-nucleotide messenger RNA. The record is from the annotation of a GenBank genome assembly. NCBI's taxonomy places the organism in Eukaryota, Metazoa, Nematoda, Chromadorea, Rhabditida, Meloidogynidae.